AUGUCAAACAAGUUCGCACUGAUCUUUGCCCUGGCAGCCCUCUGCUGCCUGGCAGCAACAACUGAGGCAGCUGCUCAGCGGCGCAACGGGCUGACGCGCACGCCCAUCGUACAGGAGGAUGAGAUCAAGUCCACCGAUGUGGACAACCAAGAAGAGGACGAGAACCAAAUCGAAGAGGAGGCCGACCAGGAGGAGGAUCCUGAAAAGACGGACCCAAUCGCGGUGCAGUCCAACGAGCAUCGCAACACCGCCGUCGAUACUAAGCCAAAGCAAACUGUUGCUCGGCCCAGCAACGAGGACGGCCGUGCCAGGCGUGUAAUCCGCAGGCGAGGUGGCAAGCGCCGCAACAGGAACAACCGUCGUCGUCGUGGCGGUCGUCGUCGUCGUGCAGGCCGCAAAAAUCGCGCUGGCGUCCGUCGCACCGUCAGAAGACGCAUGGGCAGGCCACUGAGAGGUUAA
Messenger RNA from Drosophila arizonae, 459 nucleotides. It is a transcript of the gene nur, whose product is annotated as nemuri. Lineage: Eukaryota; Metazoa; Arthropoda; Insecta; Diptera; Drosophilidae. The record is from RefSeq and is a predicted model, not a curated record.